UGGGAUUUGGAUCCGUCUUUUUUUUUGUCCUCCCCACAAUCCAACAUAUUCGUGGCAGCAAGAUGAAAGUCGCUCUGAAGUGGGGAAAGCAGUCGUUCGAUGUGGACGUAGACCUCGAGCAUGGCACCGUCGAGCUCCUUCGAGCGCAGAUCUAUGCGGUGACGAACGUCCCCGUGGACCGCCAGAAGCUCAUGAGCAAGGCAUGGAAAGGGAUGUUGAAGGAUGACGUGGCCUUGUCGAGCUUGGAUGCAUCCAAAUUGACCCAAAUCAUGUUGAUGGGGUCGGCCGACGAAGUCAAGGCGCCGGAGGUGAAGACGGUGUUCACGGAGGACCUGUCAUCGUCCGACCUUGCGUCUGCCGGGGUCACGUAUCCCGCGGGCCUGACCAACUUGGGCAACACGUGCUACAUGAACUCGACGCUCCAGUGUUUGCGGUACGCCCCCGAGUUCCGCGAAGCACUCAAGGAGUACAAGGGCGGGAUGACGUCCGAUUUGGCGCACAACUUUACGUCGAGUCUGCGGGACAUGUUUUACCAAUUGGACGCGAACAUUGACAGCAUUCCUCCUAUUCUCUUCGUCGACACGCUUCGUCGCGCGUUCCCACAGUUUGCCCAGCAAGGUCCCCGCGGCGGGUACAUGCAGCAGGACAGCGAUGAGUUCUUGUCGUCGCUGUUUGGGACGUUGGCGCGGCAGCUUAAGCAACCCACGACCACGAUCAAGAGCCUCGACACCACGGACAACAUGGUGGACGCGCUAUUUGGCUUGGAAAUGGAAGAAACCCUGCAAUGCGCUGAAACCGACAACGAGCCGGUGAUCUCGAAGAAGGAGAAGGCGCUCAAGCUGGUGUGCAACAUCACGAAAGACACGAAUCACAUCUCGGAAGGCAUCACCAUUGGCUUGGAAGGUACGAUUGAGAAGAACUCGGACGUGCUGGGCCGCAACGCCACGUGGAAGAAAUCGCAAAAAAUCAACCGGUUGCCCAAGUAUUUGUGCGUGCAAUUCAUGCGUUUUUACUGGAAAUUGACUCCCGAGAGCCGCGACCAUACAGGGGUCAAGUGUAAAAUGCUGCGUCCGAUUAGCUUCCCCAUGGUGCUGGACUCGUUUGCGUUUUGCUCGGACGAACUCAAAGCCGUGCUCAAAGUGGGCCGCGACAAGAAUGCCGACUUGAUUUUGAACGAAUUCAAAGACAAGAAAGUAGAUGGAGGUGCGGCGGCGGUUGAAGUGGCGGACGUCGAGAUGGACGAAGACGCGGCGGCGUUGGCGGCGGCCAAGACCAUGUCGUUGACGGGAGGCCGCGCCACGGCGGGGAUUGGGCUGCCGUUGGACUUCCAGGGGAACUACGAGCUGUUUGCAGUGGUGACGCACAAGGGCCGAUCGGCGGACUCGGGCCAUUACAUUGGCUGGGCGCGCGUCCACGACGACGACUGGCUGUGCUUUGACGACGACAACGUGACCCCGUGCAAGUCGGAAGACAUUCAAAAACUCAAGGGCGGCGGCGACUGGCACAUGGCGUACUUGACGUUUUACCGCGCGAAAAACUAAGUCGAUGACACUUUUGAAUGGGAUGGACGACCUAUUGUUGCCUACUUGUUCCUACUUACAC
This is a messenger RNA of Aphanomyces astaci, 1602 nucleotides long. RefSeq lists its product as hypothetical. Bases 63 to 1541 code for a protein of 492 amino acids. NCBI's taxonomy places the organism in Eukaryota, Oomycota, Saprolegniomycetes, Saprolegniales, Verrucalvaceae. Gene Ontology annotation, biological process: protein deubiquitination; proteasome-mediated ubiquitin-dependent protein catabolic process; regulation of proteasomal protein catabolic process. The transcript has 8 exons. The record is from RefSeq and is a predicted model, not a curated record. Gene Ontology annotation, molecular function: protein binding; cysteine-type deubiquitinase activity; proteasome binding.